Messenger RNA from Osmia lignaria (orchard mason bee), 5237 nucleotides. Its product is annotated as serine/threonine-protein phosphatase 4 regulatory subunit 1. The record is from RefSeq and is a predicted model, not a curated record. Gene Ontology annotation, biological process: protein dephosphorylation. Gene Ontology annotation, cellular component: cytoplasm. NCBI's taxonomy places the organism in Eukaryota, Metazoa, Arthropoda, Insecta, Hymenoptera, Megachilidae. Gene Ontology annotation, molecular function: protein binding; protein phosphatase regulator activity.
CACUAAAUGCGGAUUUAUCAGUCGACGAGUCGCGUUCAUGGCGUUAAACUUUUCGUCCGUUCCCCGUUGCUCUGGUUUUCUUUUCUUUUCUUUUCUUUCUUUAUUUUUCUUUCUCUCGCACCCACGGGAUCGACGUCGUCCCGCAGUCCGGAAAGUGUCGCUCGUCGUACGCGAAACGAUCGAGAAAAUCGCCAAGGCGUUCCCGCUGCGGCGCCCCUUUUUUUUUCUUCACCGGGGGGCGGUGGAGAACGCGACCAAGGAUGCUGCGUCCUUUGGAACGUCCUUUCGGAGCGUCGCGUCUCUGCCGGCAUGUCGCGUACCGCAUCGCUCGCGAGUUUCUCCGUUUUAUCUGGUGGAUGAGUGAUAAUCAAGUGACACGAUUCUACUUUCGGACGUGGACUUGCGAGAUAGGACAUGUGUGAUCUUCAAUUUGUGUUCAUUCCGUCGUCGAUGCCGUCGAAUCGACGUUAACAUGUGUGUUCCUUGUCUCAUCCGAAACAUGUGAAAGGGACGGUUUCUUGUCUUUCGAAGAAUAUUUCUGUCAUCGUUACGUAUGUUCUCAUUGAACGAGAAUGGACAGGGAAACGUGGCGGUUCGUUGAAUCGUACGACGUGGCAAAAAAUGGCAUCGUAAUGCGGGCUAAAACACGGAAAAGGUGGCGAGGAUCCUCGCCGGCCACGCAUGGCCGUUUCGCCCGAAGGAUGUCGUAAAAUGCCGGCGUAAGGAUCCAUCUCGCCGGUCAGUAACCAUUUUCCAACGUUCGUAAACGCGGUUGAAAAUUCUCUCGUAUUAAACGAACAAGAGACGAAAUCAAGCGUAGAAAUGACGAGAAGAAGCGCGGUAAUCAAAGCGAAUUGCAACUGGUAAUCGUGACUCGUGACAAGCCCAAGAGCAUACCACGAAAAUUCAAACGUUCCUGUGAUUCUCGGGAUUCUUUAUUGUGAUUGUUCUCGGCGAAUAUAACGUGUGAGUGCGCGAUUUGUUUGAUUGAUCUCUCGAAACUGUCGCAACGAUGUUUGUAGUGACAACGCCUGGAAUCACGUGGAUACAGGAAGAGAUCGUUGGAUUUCCUCGAACCAUCCUCAAGCAAUGGAGAUCGAUGAAGUCGACGAAGACGAUGUCGAUUAUAAUUUGAGUCCUAACGCCUCUGGGACCGGUAUUUGCAGUGUCGGAGGAAGCGGCGACGAAGCUGGAAGGGACGAGUUGCUUCUGAAAUUGCAACCGUACGUAACGUCGGACACGAACUUCACACGACAAAGAAUCGGAAGAAUUUUGGUAGAAACGUUCCGCACUGCCGCUAACAAUGGAACGAAACUUAACGUCAAUGAAAUUAUGCAGUCGGUGCAGCAGAUCAUUCAGGAUCCUGACACGCAAGUUCGGUUGGACCUGAUGGAACAGCUGCCGCACGUGGCGACGAUCUGCCAGGAAGCUUCUCAUCUAUUCGGCGACGUUCUCCACGAUCAUCUGUUCAGCAUCAUUAUCACGUAUCUUCAGGAUCAAGAUAACCAGGUACGAAUGACGACCCAGGCAGUGGUGCUCACGUUGAUAAAGAGCGGCCUCCUCGACAGCACCACGAUCGAGGUCAAAGUCUGUCCCGUGAUAGAAGUACUCUGCAGGACUUCGGUCGAUUUCCUUCAAUCUGGCAUCAUGUUCAUGAGCAAGAUGGCACCGCUCAUUGGCAAAAAGCUGACAGAAAAGAUUUUUCUGGACAGAUACAUAGCCCUGUGCAAGGAACAGGAUAUCCACGUGAGAAAAGUAUGCGCGUCGCACUUCGGGGAGAUUUGCGUCGCGGUCAGAAGAAAGGCAUUUCUUCAAAAAUUGUUUCCGGUAUUCGUCGAUCUGUGCUGCGAUAAAGCAUGGGGCGUACGGAAAGCCUGCGUGGACGUUAUGAUGCCAGUCGCCUGCUGCAUGACCCUUCAACAACGUCAAUUACUGUUGGCCGAACUCCUGGCCAUGCAUCUCGACGACGAAUCGAAAUGGGUGCGAAUGUCUGCCUUUCAAAUUUUAGGACCAUUUAUAUCCACGUUCGCGAAACAGUUUACCGAAGUAACUUAUAAUGAACACGGCGAGCUAGUGUUUACCAGCCAACAAGAUACUCGUUUCAGUAUAAGGUACUCGUACGAAGGUAACUAUCCUCCGAAAUACGUGGUGCGAAGUCACUCGUUCGAUCAGGAGGAGCUUGAUACUAAGGAUAAUUUCAAUUCGCCUGUGAUAAUACAAAAACCGAUUUCCGACGACGAGGAGGAAGAAGAUUCUCAGGAGGAUCACAUUUUCGCUCUGAGAGCUUAUAAAUCUAAGAUGCAAAGGAAGAUGAAUCAAAACCAAUCGACGGACGAUACGGAGAAGUACAAUACAUUUUUAUAUUACUAUAUAGCGCCAGACCUGCCUUUAGACGAGGAACUCGUCGAAGCCGCAAAGAGAUCGUCAGCGAAGAACAACGUUGAUUGGAAGCCGAUGGCCGACACGGCCAGUAGCAAAGCCUCUUCGUUAGACGACGUAGUGGAAGAGGAGAAAUUUCCAGAGGUCGAAUUGAUAACCGUAAACGAGGAAGAGCUAGUCCCGUUGCAUUUAGUCAACGUGUUCCUAACGAUGGCCGAGCCAGAGCGAUACUCAGACAUAGGAGCAGACAUUCUUCAUCAUUGCGCUUUCAGUUUUCCCGCGGUCGCUCUAACGUUAGGUAGAGAACACUGGUGUUACUUACAACCGACGUAUAAAUUACUGUUGAACGCUGAUCAAUGGAAAGUCAGACGUACACUGGCCUCGAGCAUCCACGAGAUCGCGACCAUACUGGGCGAAGAACUGACCGCGAGCGACCUCAUCCCUGUCUACGAUUGGUUCAUCAAGGACGUAGACGAAGUCAGAAUAGGCGUACUGAAACACCUAGCGACCUUUUUGAAGAUACUUAAGCCCAGCGAUCGCUGCCUGUAUCUACCAAGACUGAAGGAAUUCCUGGUCACCGAUAACGAAUGGAACUGGAGGUUCCGAGAGGAGCUGGCUACUCAACUGUUAGAAAUUGUCAAUCUUUUCGGUGCUACGGACGUGGAAAGAUACAUCGUGCCCCUGUCUCUUGAGCUGCUGAGCGACAAAGUCGCUGCUGUGAGGCACGUUGCACUUUCUUUGGUGACACAAAUCGUGGCUCAUUUAUCCGACAACGAACGCUUGAUUACUGCCCUGUUUCAAGAGCUCAAGUUCUCGCUAGGGGUGUGGACGAAGAAAUGGAUCCGACGACAAACGUUAGUAUUUGUAUGCGCUCAGUUGAUAGCCAACAACGCUAUCAGCGGGCAUAGAUUCUCUCAGGAAAUGUUGCCUAGUUUAUUGAAGCUGUCCAGGGACAAAGUACCAAACGUAAGAUUGGCUGUGGCGAGGACUUUGUCGAAGAACGUUAUCCCGAUGGGACCAAACUGGUUAGGAGCGGAACAAGCGGAAGAAGUGGAGAAAAGAUUAAGAGAGAUGCGUUCAGAUCCUGAUCGCGAUGUUCGAGUGUUGGCCGGGGGCGAGGAGAAUCCUGUGUUAGAUAUAUUAUCGCAAACCAAGGCCGAACAAUCGAGGAACAUACUGUUUUAACAAAUUCUAUCCCCGCAAGAAUCAAAUUCGAAUAAUUUCCUGCCAUACGAGACGAUUGUUUUAGAUUGGACAGCCACGGGAGAGGAUAAAAGGUGCCGUAAAAGUGUUCUUCCAUGUGUGAAUUGUCUGUACAAGCGACAGAAAAUUAAUUGGAAGAGAAACGCGGGGACGACGUUGUUGUACCGGGGAGGGAGGAUGAACGAGAGGAAUGAUAGGUUUUCUUUUUUCACCAGACACCAUGUGUAUUUAUCUACGAUGUAAAGAAAGAAUAAUAAUACCAGCUCAAAUUUUAAAUAAACGAAACAUUUACCAUUUUAAGUGCAGUCGAGAUAGACAAAGUGCAACUGAACGUUGUCGAUAACCAGGGGACCGAGGAUUUUCCGCGUCCUUUAGACUAAGACGGAUAAGUAUCAAUGGUCAAAAGACAUUACGCAAUUAUAUAAGAGUGUGUGUGAGAGAGAGCGUGUUUAAAAGAAGUUAACGUAUGCGUGGUUAAGGUUCGCGGGUAUGUAUGCGUUUACCAUUGUGAUCAAUUUCUAUUUGUAAGUGGGUCCCUUGGACAAACAAGCCGGAUAUUACUAAUUGGAGAUAUCGCAUCUACGAGAUCUCUUGUUCUUCGGUAAACGGUCAUAGCACGUUCUCUUCGGGAACCGCGUUAAUUGUUAUCCUUUCAUCGAUCAAUCGGAAUUCUACUGUUCGUCGAAGGAGAAAUAAUUCGAUGAUCCUGUGCAUGCAAUCAGACACGUACUUCACUUUUGUAACUUUUGUAACGCGUCGAUCGGCUCGAGUUUUCGUGCUAUGACUGGUGAUGAACUUUUGUGUGCGUCAUCGACGAAUGUCUCUACGUCGAAUGGGGGGGAAAAAAAAGAAUGAGAAAACACGACAUGGAAUUUUACGAUUAGAAACAGAAAAAAAAGGCUUAUACGUUGCACGAUAUUGAGAUCGUUCAUAAUCGUGCGAUAUCACUGUGAUUUUUGUCUACGCGCAAUCACACGGACGAAUGUGUAUUGUUUCAUGUAGAUAUAUUAUUGUAAACGUUAAGAAUUGUAAGCACGAAUUAUCGCUGAGCCACCGAUGUUUAAAUUAUACGAAUCAGAAUUUUAAUCACACAUCGAGGGUCUUGCAUUUAGAAAGUUUUCGGUGACUUUGUAUUUCAAAUUAAAGAAUCACACGGGAGACAUCAUGUUUGUACGAUUUACACGAUAAUACUAGUUUGUAAGCAACGGGAUAAACGAAACUGAGAAUGAUGUUGAAUAAAUGUGUAUUAUACGAGAUUUUACAAGUGUAGAGGAUACGCGCGGACCGUAGACAAAAUGAAACAAAAGUGAUCCGCUAAAUUGUACAUUCGCGAAAAAAAAAAUAAAGAAAAAAUGAGAGAUCGUUACCGAAUAUCACUACUGUGAAAUAUUUCUACGACAUCGAGUCGCGAUAACUGGAUAUUUCGCGACAAUUAUUAAGUAGAGCGAAUUAUCGUGUCUUGGAUAAACUGUUCGUUGAAAAACGUAAUGAUUGGGCUACAGUGACUUCCUGUAAGCAACGAAGACUCGUUACUUGUGAAUACGUUUGAAGAAGAAGAAAGAAAACGAAGUUUUGUUUAAAAUAUUCUGUAUAAUAUAUUGUGUGUUUGGUAAUGAGACGAAAAAAAAAUAUACACCAUGCGAUUUGUUACAUAA